UACCCUAUUUUUCAGCAUCAAAUGCUCUGCCUCUCAUUUAGUCCCUGUUGCUGUGACAACCACAGGCAUGAGCACAGCAGGCGUUCAUCGAGGCUUCCUCAGAAAAUAUGGGGGCUUCAUGUUUAAGCAGUGGAAGGAGAAGUACCUUGUUCUGACCCUGGAGGGAAGCCUGUUGGUGUGCCGCGAUGCAGAGUCCCCUCCAGACCAGGUGGUAGCAUUACAAACCAACUGUGAGUCGAUUGUAGAGGGACGCGAAAUCCUUGACCUGCCCAAGUUGCCUCCAGGGGGCAGGAGGGACUGCUGCUUCGCCCUCAUCCUGCCGCAGAACAAGUUCCUGCUGCUUCUUACUGACAACCCUGAUGACUGCAAUCUGUGGCUGAAUAUGAUCAGGAAAGUGAGAGAGGGUGUCAUGUCACCCCUGACCCUUCACAGACAGCGCAGCAUCACUCCCUGCAUCACCGACAGAGACCCCCUGCCAGACUCCUCCAGCGAUAAAGACCCCGGCUCACCCAGGGUUGGUGAGGGCACCCCUCCUUUGUCUCGAGUCACUGAGCGGGGAGGCUCUUUCAGAGACAGAGGCCAAAACCAAGGUCCGCUAUCAGCCAGUGGACCACGGCAGCCUCUGCGCAGUGUCUCUGUUGCCCCCCCUCAUCGUGCGUCAGAUUGUCUUCGCCAUGGCAACAGCAGCGAUGCCCGGGCGGUGAGGGCGGUGUGCCUGCUGAUGGGAGGGGCAGCGGCCUCCUCUGCUCUGGGCUACCUAAACUCCUGCGCCCCUUCCUCCCCCCUCGCUACCAGAGCCCCAGAGAUCGCCCACGGCACAGGGGGCUUCUCCGAGCUCCCCGGAGGGGGAUCCUUCCACGCCUGCAGCCAGGACGUGGACUCCCCUCACUUCAACAGCUUCGACUUUGAGGGAGACUCCGACUUUGAUGCUUUUGACUGUGGAGGAUUUGCUUUUUAGCUUUGACCAGAAAGACAACAGUUUGAAAGACCUUUUCUUGUCAUCAAAAUCCGUGUGUUGGUAUUCCUUUAUAGUAGAAGGGCAUUGUUAUUAAUUAAUCACUUGUUUGAUAUCUAUGAGUUUAAUUUAUAAAUUAAUGAAGGUGUUCUUCCUGGCUUCAUGCCCAUGCUCCUCAGGUAAAUCAUUCAUGAUGAAUCCUCUGAACACUGCCCGUCUGUGUUGUUUCAGUCCUUCCAUACCACAGGACGGCCUUAGGUUAACUGAGUGAGCAGUGUAAUGAGCCACAUGGACAUUGUAGUCUUUAAACAGUUGUGUUUCUCCACUCUUUGUCUUAUCGCUGUAUUUAUUUUAUACUUUUUUAACUAUUUGACCUAUGUGAAUAUUUUUGCCUCAUCCACAUUCUCUCCAUUUCAUUGUCACUUUGCUCAAUUUCCUUGUGCCCUGCUUUCAGAAUCCCCGCCCAUCUGCACACACUAGUAUGAUCUCGCAUGAAAUGCAGUCCAAAGGUGAACUCCAAAUAAAUCCUGCUGUACCCAUG
Cottoperca gobio is the source of this 1496-nucleotide messenger RNA. RefSeq lists its product as uncharacterized. Lineage: Eukaryota; Metazoa; Chordata; Actinopteri; Perciformes; Bovichtidae. Gene Ontology annotation, biological process: regulation of cell differentiation. Bases 68 to 958 code for a protein of 296 amino acids. Gene Ontology annotation, cellular component: membrane. The record is from RefSeq and is a predicted model, not a curated record. The transcript is spliced from 5 exons.